UCGCAACGCCAUAAUAUCAAUAAAAGGGAGUGCUUAGUGACACAUCGGGCAGAUUAGGCAUGUCGUGGGAUGUAGGUUCCGGCGCAGCGGAAUAUACAGUUAGUGAUGUUCGCGCUGUGGUAUUGGAGCGUGGUGCUGGUGGUGCUGGUGGCGCGGUGGGCGGCGCCGGUCGCGGCUGUAGUCGGAGGCGCGCCUGCUGCUCCUCCCGAGCCUGAUGCGGCUGUUAUCUUCGUGCAACGGCACGGCCGCAGUGCCAGGCUCCAGGGCAACAAAGACGAUCGACUUGGCUACUACAGCUUCUAUGGAAUAAGAUAUGCGUUCCCACCAGUGGGCCCUAGACGAUUCCAACGUCCAGUGCGACAGUACCUCUCAGGAGAGUUAAAUGUGACGAGACAAUGCUUGCCGUGUCCCCAACGCGACCCUUACGUGCCGAACCGCAUCAUUGGCAACGAAGACUGCCUCUGUCUCAAUGUCUUUGCUCCGAAGAUGCCUGGCGAAGAAAAAGGCUGUCCAGUAGUAUUCUUCAUUCACGGUGGUAAUUAUAAGAGUGGUUCUACUGCGAGUUACGGCGGUCAACAUUUCACGCAAAAAGAUACUAUUCUUGUGACGGCACAAUACCGGUUGGGGUCCCUCGGCUACCUGAGCACGGGCCAAAGAGACGCUUCGGGGAAUUUCGGUCUUUUCGACUUACACUCUGCUAUGGAUUGGAUCAAAGACUAUAUUCAAUUCUUCGGCGGUGACCCAGCUCGUAUCGUGGUGAUGGGCCAGGGCUCUGGCGGCAGCGCGGCGUCUUUGUUCGCCAUGUCGCCUGAGGGCCGCAGCGCCACGGGCGUGGCGGCGCUGUCGGGCGCUCCGCUGUCGCCCGGCGCGGUCCGCCCCCAGCCCGAGAAACACGCCGACACCAUCGCCGAACGCACUGGAUGCCCAAAGUCACCUGCAGAAAGUCUCAUGAAAUGUUUGCGGCAAAUGACCACUGAGAAAAUUGUUAUGGCUGAUGAAGAUGUAGACAUGAACCAGGUGGUCGACACUAUGAAGUUCUUAAACGAAAUCUCGGGACGUUCAGGUGCCGGUGCUAGAGUGGAAGGCGAGUAUGACCACCGAGGCCUACCCCCCAUUGUAGCCGAGAAGCCAGAUGAAUCAUUGAACAGGAAACAAAAACGCCCGCCCAUGCUCACCGGCGUUACCUCGGCUGAAACCUCUAAAGCUGUAUUUGGAAAAUACAACCAGUUCUUAACAGGACAGCUGCAACUGGUGAAAGAUUUUAUUAAGAAGGAUCUGAUCGGCGGUUUGCAAGGAGUGGUGUCGGGUGUUGAAGGAUUACUGCCUAUUAAUGCUGCGGUCCAAUCUCUUCUGCCUAUUGCCUUGCCGGACUAUUAUACAGCAGUCUUCAAUGCUACUCUUCAAACUGUGGAUGGACUGUCAGAGAUUGUUGAAGCUACAA
Manduca sexta (tobacco hornworm) is the source of this 1441-nucleotide messenger RNA. Its product is annotated as acylcarnitine hydrolase. Lineage: Eukaryota; Metazoa; Arthropoda; Insecta; Lepidoptera; Sphingidae. The record is from RefSeq and is a predicted model, not a curated record.